AUGGUUAAGACUUGUUCAGUGAAAGGAUGCAACUCCAAAGCAGGUCAAGGAAUUAAGUUUCACGGACUUCCUAAAGGAGAUAUUUCUAAGGAAUGGAUUAAAUUUCUUGAAAAAAGUAAUCCAUCAUUUAAGCUUACAAAAACUUGUACCCUCUGUGGGCUACAUUUUGAUUCUGAUUUGGACUACGAAAUUACAUCUACCAGUGUAUUUCAAACUAAGCAAUUGAAAAAAAAUGCUGUCCCAAGCAUCUUAAACCCAACUGCACGUAGAUCAUUGUUUUGUGAGUCAAAUACUGUUUCUAAUUAUAAUGGAGAGGAAGAAGUUGUGACGUUGUCCUUAUUAUAUGUAUCUGCAGAUACAAUGACAGAUUCAAUGUCAAGUGUAACAGGGACACUAGACACAAUUAUAGUUUCAACUGAAGCCACUGAGCAGAAUACAGUAGAAACAAUAUCCAGUACAGAAAAGUCAUCAUCAGAUGUAUCUGUUAAUAAAAAGAGAAAAUGUUUUGUGGGUGAUUUUAAACAUAUUAAUGAAAUUGAUACCCCUAACAGAAGGUUGCAAUUUUGGAAUGCUUCGCAUGCAACUGUAGAAAAUCAACGAAAACGAAUAAAGUUCCUGAAUAAAAAAAAUUUAUUAUUGACUAAAAGAGUAAAGACAUUAGAUGAUUUAGUGAAACAUCUAAAGGAUGAAAAAAAAAUGAUAUCAGAUAAUUGUUUUACAGUUCUGAAGGUAUGUAUUAUACUAUUGAUUUAA
Messenger RNA from Aphis gossypii (cotton aphid), 753 nucleotides. RefSeq lists its product as uncharacterized. The transcript is spliced from 6 exons. Bases 1 to 753 code for a protein of 250 amino acids. NCBI's taxonomy places the organism in Eukaryota, Metazoa, Arthropoda, Insecta, Hemiptera, Aphididae. The record is from RefSeq and is a predicted model, not a curated record. Gene Ontology annotation, molecular function: sequence-specific DNA binding.